This is a messenger RNA of Symbiodinium sp. CCMP2592, 1668 nucleotides long. The record is from the annotation of a GenBank genome assembly. NCBI's taxonomy places the organism in Eukaryota, Dinophyceae, Suessiales, Symbiodiniaceae.
AUGGCGGCUUUGGCGCCGUGCCAUUGGAGGUCGGGCCAUGUUGCGACAACAAUGCGAGCGCACAGGGCUGCGCAGCAUGGGACACAGGGUGUCUGGCAACUACGUCCGCAACCUCUGCAAUGCUUGGCUUGCUCUUUUGCGGGCAUGCUGGCGUCGGAGCGUCGGAGGCGUCGGAUAGAAGGAGGCAAAUGCCGCUGUCAUCCGCGUACUCGGGGCCAUCGCGCUCGGAUGCAGGCUGCCGCCAAAGAUGCCGGCCGUGGACAGAAGGCAGGGAGCGAAGCAGAAGACUUUUUCAGUGACAUUCGAAAGCCGCCUCCGGGUCAGAUCAACUCCUUCGUCCCAGGGGCGUCGCUGGAGGAUGCAAAGAUGUUCGCAGCGACGCGAACCAUCGCGGUGGCACCAUGGGGGGAGGACGUCAACCCAAAGCCCAUCUUUGCCGUCUCCGACGGAACCGGACAGGUGGCGAAGAUGAUCGCAGAGAUGGGCUUCAGGCAAUUCGGUGACGUGCAAAAGGCCCAGGUGGACGUCAUCUCCGGGGUGAGAACCGAGGAGGACGUGAGGAAAGCCGUUGAGCAGGCGGCGAACUACGCUCCUGAUGAGUCACUGGCCAUUGAGCAAGCCGGGGCCAUGAUCAUUUUUUCCUUGUCGACGUCCCUUGGGAACUUUCUGGUCGCCGAGUGUGGGCGACAGGGUGUGCCAUGCAUCAACGCGAUGGGAAGUGUGGUUCUGGGCCUCGAGGAUUGCUUCCAGGUCGAACGAGGCAAGGCCAGAAAGGAGAACAUUUCGUGUGCACAGCUCUCUGAAACGAAUACCGGCGAGGGGCUUUGCACCCAGGAAGGUUUGCAGAUGUGCACGCGAAUCUUCCCGGGGGGCCUUUUCUACUGCAUGCCUUUCCGCUCCAGAGAAGAACGAGGAUUGAUGCCAGAGCUGGCCGGCUUCCUCAGCGAUCUGCUAAAGCUUUGCUACACGAUCAAAGUGCGGUUCGUCCUGCAUUUGAAGUACGAUCGCUUCUGUGAGCUGCAGCAGUACAACUGCUUCAAGGAGCUUGCAAGGAAUCUAUCCUUUGAGAUAUCGAUAUUCACGAUGUCUUCUUUUGGAGCCACGAAGCAGCUGCUUGGUUUGCAAUGGACCCCGACUGUUCUAUGCGGAACUGACAAGCUUGUCAUCAAUGGUCUGAAGCACAUGGCGAAGAACAUGGGGUUCACGGUACGAAGCCACCGGCGACUGAAUGCUGCAUUUCCAUAUCGACGACACGUCGCCGACGAGAUCACGGGCACUUAUAUUUAUGGAGUCGUGGAGAUGAUUCUGCUCCGACAUCGACGGACUGUCAACGAGCUGCUGACUGCGAACAUUCCGCGGAUGUUCGACAGGAUUGCUCAUGAUAUGAUUGAGCAGGACAUCGACUCCUGCUUCUUGGUCACCGAGAUUGGACAAGUGCUGUUCAAAUCCCCGCGGGUGGAGAUGAACUUCGAGGCCGAGUUCAUUUUAAUUCCGCAUAUGAGACAUCCCUUGACCCAUUCCUUCAGUGAAGUUUUAGAUACCGAGCCUCGUCAGGAGGGCGAUCUGUUUGUGACCCGACCGAUUGCUCCGAUGCCAGUGCCAGCUACAGCACCUACGGUGCCCACGGCACCUACGGCGACUGCUCCAGUCACGAGCGCCGAGGCCUGA